CAAAUCCUUUCAUCUACAUUACAUUCAAUGAGGACCUUCACAUGAGUGCUGGGGCUGGAGAAAACUCCAUUAGUACUUUUCAAAAAAUUACAAUAGACAAAUUUGGGUUUGCAGUUCCCUUCAGCUAAGAUGACGUCGUAUAUGGCAUCUAAAAAAACGCAUCUUCAGUCAAGGUACCCAAAUGCCAGCUCUGUACAGCAAAGUGCUUUGGCAAUCCAGUGUCACACAUGUCACAGUAUUCUUUGAAACGGGUUCUCUUUUGGAUUAAGUCUUGGCACUCGUGAAAUUGGACAUGGCAGUGAACAGCUCAUUUGUGAGUUUCGAUGGUGGCAUUCAACAGUUAAAAGGUGAAGAUACUUUGGUAAUCAUACCAGCCAUUCUCAGUACGAUCAGUGGGCUUGGAAUCGCGGGGAAUGUUUUGGUGCUUGUCGUUCUUAUCUACGUUUUCACAAGCCAGAGAUCAUCGGAGGCAUAUGUCAUGCUCGCCAAUGUGAGCGCAACUGACUUGUUGAUACUCUGCCUGUGCGCUCCCAUGCGCGCGGUCACAUACUACAAGCGCACUUGGACACUGGGGCUAAUGGCUUGCAAAACUACAGAGUGGAUCCAGCAUAGCUGCCUGGCCGUCAAAGCUUUUACACUGUUAGCAGCGAGCCAAGCGCGCCAUAACUUUUCCUCCAAUCCAGAUGACCAGUCAAAUUUCCGCCAAAAGAACGUUUUGGUAACCUUAGUGAUCAUAUGGACGGUUGCGCCUGUAUUUCCAAUUCCUGAUAUCGUAUUCUCUAGGUUAAAAGAAGAUGGAAAUAUCAGUCUGUGCGUCUCUGAAUUAAACUCUGACUCCCAAGAUGUCAUGCGACUGUACAGCAAGCUAUUACCGAUGGCCAUCUAUGUUCUUCCCAUUAUACUCGCCACUGCGUGCCACAUCAGGACCAUCUUCCACAUCAAACCUAGUACGCACGAGGAGCCUCUCCUUGCGCGGCAGUAUGAGAGUUCUUUGCUGUAUUUAAGCAUCAUCGCCGUGAACGCGCUGAUGAUGCUGCCCGAGUGGGCCUCUUGGAUGUGGGUGCGUCACAGUCCUGGAGAACGCUGCAAACCUCCAGCUGGCUUGCUGAUCUUUGGUCAGGUGUGCGUUUACCUGUCCAGCGCGUUCUGUCCCGCCAUCCUUCUCACCAUGCACGUGCCUCUCAGAGAAAGUCUUAGUAGUUUGUGUUCUCAAUUAACCUGUCGGGGUGCAAAACACAGGCUGGAAAUAAAGGGUAACGCAAAUGAGAUGCGCGCAAUGGUUAUGAAGGUGUUGGAUGAGCGCGCAGGUGUGUCCACUCUGACCGCAACUGAGAGGCAUUCGGACGCGUCGUGUCAAACUCUCCCGGAUCUUGAGCAUUUUUGGAGCGAAAGGCGAAACACUACAGUCCUGGAGGAUAGUGAUCCGUUACCCUGGGAACGACUGAAUCAAAGAAACGUUGAACUUUAAACUCUGACCUCAGUCCGACCUAUUUUAAACUUUCCUGAUGGUGAGACAAGUCGGUUUUACAUCGGACACCUUGGAAAUGAAACAGUAGGCCUAUAGCCACAUGUUGACUAAAUGUAUGUAGCCUACAUUUUCCUUUUGCCCUGGAUAGUUUUCUGUUUGCUACCUCUUUGUGUAUUUUUAAUGUAUAUGUUUUAAAAUAUUUUAAGUGUGUGUAAAAAUGAAAUAAUAUUUUACAGUGAUGAUAAAGUGUAUGCUAAUUCUUUUGU
Triplophysa rosa is the source of this 1734-nucleotide messenger RNA. Its product is annotated as G-protein coupled receptor 151. Lineage: Eukaryota; Metazoa; Chordata; Actinopteri; Cypriniformes; Nemacheilidae. Gene Ontology annotation, cellular component: membrane. Gene Ontology annotation, molecular function: G protein-coupled receptor activity. The coding region runs from base 293 to 1468 and encodes 391 amino acids. The record is from RefSeq and is a predicted model, not a curated record. Gene Ontology annotation, biological process: G protein-coupled receptor signaling pathway. The transcript has a single exon.